Molecule: messenger RNA, 1353 nt
Organism: Lachancea mirantina
Lineage: Eukaryota; Fungi; Ascomycota; Saccharomycetes; Saccharomycetales; Saccharomycetaceae
Source: the annotation of a GenBank genome assembly
AUGUUGCGCUCAGUUCAUCUGAAGCAGCACUGCUUACGGACGCAAGUCUCUGCUAGGAAAAGUUCCCGUUUACUCGCUGUAAAUACGCGGAUUUUCAGUCGCCAAUUGGCGACUGAAAAUGGCUCAAGCGAAUCCCAGAUCAAGUCGCAGAUUAAGUCGCAGAUUAACCCACAAACGGCUCCAGGGUUGCCCAAGAGUGAUCCCAGCAGCCAGACGUUACCUGUGGCUGCACCUGGACCCAAACCGUCGUUAUGGUCGAGAGUUAAACAUGAGGCACAGCACUACUGGGACGGAACCAAACUGCUGGGUCUGGAAAUCAAAAUCUCGUGGCGACUUUUGUUCAAGAUGUCGUCCGGAUACGAGCUCUCAAGAAGAGAAAUGCGUCAAUUGAAGCGUACAACGACCGACGUUAUCAGACUGGUACCGUUUUCCGCGUUCGUGCUCGUGCCUUUCGCCGAACUAUUGCUGCCAGUCGCGCUGAAGCUUUUCCCCAACAUGCUGCCUUCGACGUACGAAUCCAACAAAGACAAGCAGACAAAGUUAUCGAACCUGCGUAAAACACGCGCGUUGGUCUCGGAGAUCAUCAAGAGCGACAAGACCCAUUUCAAGCCCGCAGACAUCAGCGACGACCAAAAACUCGUGUUCAACCGGUUCUACCAGCAUGUACGCGCAACGGGCGAACCGGAGUCCCGUCAGCAGCUUAUCCAAGUGGCACGCCUGUUCACGGACGAUACCGUCUUGGACAACGUUACUCGGUCCUACCUGACCGCGUUGGCCAAAUACAUCAACCUGCAACCGUUCGGCACAGACGUGAUGCUGCGAUAUCGUAUCAGGUACAAGAUGCUGGAGCUCAAGAAAGACGACUUUUCGAUCUUUUACGAAGGUGUUGACCAGCUCGACUCCUCAGAACUCCGCACCGCGUGCGCGUCGCGUGGUAUCCGCAACCUCAACGUUGAGGAGUCUUUGCUGCGCGAGAAUCUCAAGGUGUGGCUCAACAUGAGGCUCAAGGAAAAGAUCCCGUCCACUUUGCUGAUCAUGGCUACCGCGUUCGCCUACGGGGAUAUCAGUUCCAAGAAAACGCUUUACGACGCUUUGUGCGACGUUCUGAGCGGGAUCCCCGACGAGUUGUACCACGAAGUCAAGGUCAAUGUCGUCGAAGAAUUGUCUGCGACUCACAAGUCCAAGAUGGCACAACUCAAGGAACAAGAGGAAAUAAUGAAAGAGGAAGAACAGCAAGAAAAGAGUGCUCUUGUUCGUGUGAAAGACAACUUGAGUCUUGACGACAUCGACAAGCAAAACCGCACAGCCACGAGCUCUCAAAACCAAAACCAGAACCAAAACCCACAAAACUGA